Molecule: messenger RNA, 3569 nt
Organism: Pteronotus mesoamericanus
Lineage: Eukaryota; Metazoa; Chordata; Mammalia; Chiroptera; Mormoopidae
Gene: HR
Product: HR lysine demethylase and nuclear receptor corepressor
Exons: 18
Coding region: 177-3569 (1130 amino acids)
Biological process (GO): regulation of transcription by RNA polymerase II
Cellular component (GO): histone deacetylase complex; chromatin
Molecular function (GO): chromatin DNA binding; histone H3K9 demethylase activity; transcription coregulator activity
Source: RefSeq, a predicted model, not a curated record
CGCGCUGAGCACGGAGUGCCGGGGAACCAGGCCUCGCCCGCCGGCCGGGAGGCCCCGGAGCCGGCCCAUGGGGAGCGGGCGCCCGGUGCCGGCCCCGACGACCGCCGCCGGAGCCGCACCCUCCCUGUGAAGCCCAGGGACCCCUUGCGGGAGAGCCCCAUGAGGGCAGAAGAGUGAUGGAGAGUACGCCCAGCUCCCUGAAGGGUGCCCCAGCCUGGCAGAAGACAGCCCCUGAGAACGGCGUCGUGGGCCGGCAGCCGAACACGCUGCCGCCAGAGGGCCUGCGCCAUGGGGCGCUGUGCCUGGGAGAGUCGGCUCCCUUCUGGAGGGGUGUCCUGAGCACCCCAGACUCCUGGCUUCCCCCUGGCUUCCCCCAGGGCCCCAAGGACACGCUCCCACCCGUGGAGGGUGAAGGCCCCCGGAAUGGGGAGAGCAAGGCCAGCUGGCUGAGCAGCAAGGAGGGGCUGCGCUGGAAAGAGGCGAUGCUCACCCAUCCGCUGGCAUUCUGUGGGUCAGCGUGCCCACCGCGCUACGGCCCCCUGAUUCCUGAGCAUAGCAGCGGCCAAGCAAAAAGUGACCCUGUGGCCUUCCGGCCCUUGCACUGCCCCUUCCUUCUGGAGACCAAGAUCUUGGAGCGAGCUCCCUUCUGGGUGCCCACCUACUUGCCACCCUACCUAAUGUCCAGCCUGCCCCCAGAGCGCCCAUGUGACUGGCCCCUGGCCCCGCACCCCUGGGUGUACUCGGGGGGCCAGCCCAAAGUGCCCUCUGCUUUCAGCUUAGGCAGCAAGGGCUUCUACCACAAGGAUCCGAGUGUUCUCAGGCUGGUGAAGGAGCCGUUGGCGGCUGUGGAGCCGGGCUUGCUGGGCUUAGCCCCUGGCGGGCCUCCCCAGAGAAGCGGGGAGGCGGAGUGCCCUCCGCUCCACCAGAGGGACGGAGAGACAGGCCUCGGCCGGCAUCAGAAUCUUUGCCCCCUUCUCCUGGGACAUCCAGACACUGCUCCCCAGACCCCCUGGCCUACUUGUCCCCCAGGCCUGGUUCAUACUCUUGGCAACGUCUGGACUGUACCAGGGAGUGGGGGCCUGGGGUACCCGCUGGGGCCAUCGGCCACAUCCAGGUGCCCCUCUCCUGGGCCUGCUGCUACCUCGAGGGCCUGUUGCUCAUCCCGCCCGCCUGUUGGGGAAGGAGGCCUUGGCCCCUGUGGGAGUUGCCAGGGGGACCUGGAGGGAGGCGCCAGGGGGGCUGGUGCGUCCAGCGAGGAAGCCAGCAAGGGCUCUGGUCCCCGGGCCUGCCUGCCCAGCCACCACACCAAGCUGAAGAAGACGUGGCUCACGAGACACUCUGAGCAGUUCGGGUGCCCAGGCGACUGCCCUGGGGAGGAGGAGAGCCCAGUGGCCCCCCUUCGGGCCCUCAAGCGGGCAAGCAGCCCUGAGGUCCAGGGAGUGGCAGGCAGCCCGGCCGCCAAGCGCCCCCCUGACCCUUUCCUGGGCAGUGCGGGGCAGAGGGCCAGAGAUCAGCAGGACGUCCCGGACUCGUCAUUGGGGAACAAGGCGGAGGCAGGACAGCGUGAGGACCACAGAGGACCCCGAGACGGCAGGGCCAGCUUCCAGGAGCCAGGGCAUCAGGAUGCACCGUGCUCAGCUCCCCCUGCAGGCGCCGCUCAGUGCCAAAGCUGUACCCAGGCAGCAGGCGAGGUGGGAGGGCUGGCUCGCCACUCCCAGCAAGUGCCCAGAUGGUCUCUGGGAGGGGAGCAGCGGCAGGAGGAGGACUCAGCAGCCAGCUCCUGGGAGGGAGGAGGGUCUGGCCCAAAGGCCGGGCUCAGCGUCGGCCUUGCCAAGCACCUGCUGAGCGGUUUGGGGGACCGACUGUGCCGCCUGCUGCGGAGGGAGCGGGAGGCCCUGGCCUGGGCACAGCGGGAAGGCCAGGGGCCAGCCAGGACAGAGGACAACCCAGGCAUUCCAGGCUGCUGCAGCCGCUGCCACCACGGACUCUUCAACACCCACUGGAGAUGCCCUCGCUGCAGCCACCGGCUGUGUGUGGCCUGUGGUCGCGUGGCGGGUGCUGGGAGGGCCAGGGAGAAAGCAGGCUCACCGGAGCCGUCCCCAGAAGAGUGUGCCCGGGAGUCUGGGCACGGUGCCUCUUCCUUGAUGCUCACACAGUUUGUCUCCAGCCAGGCAUUGGCAGAACUGAGUACCGCAAUGCACCAGGUCUGGAUCAAGUUUGACAUCCGGGGGCACUGUCCCUGCCAAGCUGAUGCCCAGGUGUGGGCCCCUGGGGAUGGGGGCCAGCAGAAGGAGCCGACAGAGAAAACCACCCCAACUCCACAACCUUCCUGCAACGGGGACACCAACAGGACCAAGGACAUCAAAGAAGAGACCCCGGACUCCACAGAGACCCCUGCAGAAGACCGUACCAGCCGAGGGCCCCUGCCUUGUCCCUCUCUCUGUGAACUGCUGGCCUCCACUGCUGUCAAACUCUGCUUGGGGCACGAGCGGAUACACAUGGCCUUUGCCCCUGUCACUCCGGCCCUGCCCAGUGAUGACCGAAUCACUAACAUCCUAGACAGCAUCAUCGCGCAGGUAGUGGAACGGAAGAUCCAGGAGAAAGCCCUGGGGCCUGGCCUGCGGGCGGGGCCGGCCCUGCGCAAGGGUCUGGGCCUGCCCCUCUCGCCCAUGCGGCCCCGGCUGCCUCCACCAGGGGCUUUGCUGUGGCUGCAGGAGCCCAGGCCUCGGUGGCGAGGCUUCCACCUGUUCCAGGAGCACUGGAGGCAGGGCCAGCCUGUGUUGGUGUCAGGGAUUCAGAGGAUGUUGCAAGGCAGCCUGUGGGGCGUGGAGGCUCUCGAGGCGCUCGGAGGCCAGGUGAAGGUGAUGACCCCCCUCGGGCCCCCCCAGCCGACAAACCUGGGCAGUGCCGCCUUCUGGGACGGAUUCUCCCGGCCUGAGAUUCGCCCAAAGUCACCCGAGGGCUCGGUCCUCCUGCUGCACAGAGCUCUGAGGGACGAGGACACCAGCAGGCUGGAGAACCUGGCUGCCAGCCUGCCCCUCCCGGAGUACUGUGCCCAGCAGGGGAAACUCAACCUGGCUUCCUACCUCCCACCGGGCCCUGCCCUGUGUCCACUGGAGCCCCAGCUGUGGGCAGCCUAUGGUGUAAGCCCACACCGUGGGCACCUGGGGACCAAGAAUCUCUGUGUAGAGGUGACAGACCUGGUCAGCAUCCUGGUACGUGCUGAAGCCCCACUGCCUGCCUGGCAUCGGGCACAGAAAGACUUCCUCUCAGCCCUGGAUGGGGAGGGGCUCUGGUCUCCGGGCAGCCAGGUCAGCAGCGUGUGGCACGUGUUCCGGGCACAGGACGCCCAGCGCAUCCGCCGUUUUCUCCAGAUGGUGCAGGGCCUGGUGAGCACGGUGAGCGUCACUCAGCACUUCCUGUCCCCCGAGACCUCGGCCCUCUCUGCUCAGCUCUGCCACCAGGGACCCAGCCUGUCCCCUGACUGCCGCCUGCUUUAUGCCCAGAUGGACUGGGCUGUGUUCCAAGCAGUGAAGGUGGCUGUGGGAGCAUUGCAGGAGGCCAAAUAG